This is a messenger RNA of Nelumbo nucifera (sacred lotus), 1209 nucleotides long. RefSeq names its product AP2-like ethylene-responsive transcription factor SNZ. The record is from RefSeq and is a predicted model, not a curated record. Lineage: Eukaryota; Viridiplantae; Streptophyta; Magnoliopsida; Proteales; Nelumbonaceae.
GUGUGAGGCGCCCUGUGUGUAAGGAGUAGUUCCGGUCUCGUGAUGUGAUACGUUAGACGCGUGGAGGCUGCUCCACGUGGAUCCUUGGGUGCCACGUUAAAGAUUCCUUUGCCAUAUAGAACUGUCGAACCCUCCUCUCCUCUGGGGCUGAGGACCCUCGUCUCCCGUAUAGAAGUCCCACCGCUUCUUAUGUCCAGACUGGACUGAGGCCGACGUUUUCUGGAGAGUGGAGAGCGGGCUGCCUCCGAGUAAUCCGCACUCCGCAGAAAAGAAAACCGAGACCUGGAGAGAAGCGGAAACCAUACGACGGGGAAGAAGAAUCGCGAGUUUCACAGAGUACAGGAGAGAAAGAAAUGGAAGUCGAACCGGAGAUUCAGCCACUGUCGGAACUCGUCGCAGCUUUAGAGCACGCAACCCUAAUGGCGAAAAAGCUCCCAUCAACAACUGCCUCUUCACAAGUCUUCCAAGUCUAUUCCUCGCUCCAAAAUGCUCACCACCAUCUCACUGCCUUCCUUGGACGGUUCCAGUCGUCGCAGCCUCUCGUGGGCGAGGAUUCCAUCUCUUCAGCUGUCGGAGAAGACGAGCCGAUGCAGGUCGUGGACAACAAGCCUGAAGCAGCAGGGGAACGGAAUUCCAGUGUUAUCAUCGACAAGGUCGAAGAACAGAUGAGGGACUGCUUUCUUCAAAACAAGCGCCGCAAGCGCCCACGCUCGUUUUCGCGUGUAGCGGCGGCAGAACAGCGGAUUGCAUAUGAUAAUGAUUUGGCCAAGGAAUUUCCGGCGUUUGAUCCUAAUGCAACGCGCUUGAGAUCUUUGGAUCUCAUCUUCCAGUUCCAUGGUUGAGAAGCUCAUAUGAUCAAAACAUCAAUAUCAAUUAAUCAGGGCAACUUUUUGUUUAUGUUUUGCCCCAAUUAAGUGUGUGCGAUGCUUAACUCGGCAAAUGCCAGAAACCAUGUGAGGCUGAUUGGUCUGUUUAUCCUAAAGUGGCCCAAGUAGGAAAACCUUCCUUCUUUCUUUGAAUGGCUUUUGCCUUUGACGUGUAACAGGAGUAAACAAGAGACACAGUUACAGUUAGACAAUUAAUUUGGAAAAUAAGAGGUGUUUAUAUCAUGUUUCAAUUGCUUCACUGUAAUUGGCAAAUUACAAUGUAACAAGUAACCAGUAACAACUAACAGCCGUAAGUUGGGAGGAUUAAACCCAAGUUCAGUUA